AUGAAAAAAUUUAAAGUUGUAAUUUUGUUUAUAUGGGCGUUGUUUGCCUCCUGUACCCAGGUAGAUUUCAAAGUUGUGGCAACAGCAUCAUCUCCUACAAAAAGAGAAAUAAAAGCUAAAUUGAAGCUCCUCAACAAGCCUUCCGUAAAAACCAUCAAGAGUGAAGAUGGAGAUAUAAUUGACUGUGUCGACAUAUAUAAACAAUCUGCUUUUGACCAUCCUGCACUAAAAGACCACAAAUUACAGAAAAUUCCCGAUUUUCUUAUAGAAUCCAAGAACUCAAGCAAUUUGCAAACAAAGUCCAUUGUGUUCCAAACAUGGCAGAAAAAUGGAAGUUGUCCAGAAGGAACAAUUCCCAUUCGCAGGAUUCGAACGGAGGAUUUAUCAAGGGCAGCUUCCCUGAAUCUUUUCGGACGAAAACCCAUAAUGCAUUUCAUGAAAUCAACAAACAACACAAACUCUAAUUACCCCAUAGUCAAUGGCUCAUUUGCAUAUGUUCCAGAAAACCGCACGAAAGCAUUUCUUGUGACAGUGGGAUACAGUUAUAUUGGUGCAGAAGCUGAAAUUAACGUUUGGAAUCCAAGGGUUGAUCUUCCAGAUGAUUUCACCACUGCUCAAAUUUGGCUUAAGACUGGAAAUGGUCCUCAAUAUUUUGAAAGCAUUGAAUCAGGCUGGCAGGUAAAUCCAAAGUUGUAUGGUGACAGGUCCACUCGAUUUUUUGCUCAUUGGACUACAGAUUCAUACAAGUCAACAGGUUGUUUUGAUGUUGUUUGUCCUGGGUUUGUGCAAGUAGGCCAAGUAGUUCUUGGAGGUGCAAUAACACCUAUUUCAUACUCAUACCACACACAAAAAGAAAUCCCCGUUGGAAUGUAUUGGGAUAACUCAGGGAAUUGGUGGCUUAAAGUGAACAAUCAUAUUGUAGGUUAUUGGCCUGCAAAAUUAUUAAGUGGGUUGAGUCGCAGUGCCAAAUCAGUUGAGUGGGGAGGACAAGUGUACAGUCCAAUGUUGAAGAAAAAUACACCUCACACGAGGACAGCUAUGGGAAGUGGAGAGGCUGCAGAUGGUCGUUGGGGGAACGCAUGCUACAUGCGCAAUCUAAGAAUUAAAGAUUACUCCCGAAAUCUUAAGUACCCUGAAUAUGUAAGCACAAGGGCUGAAGAACCAUAUUGCUACAAUGUCAUCAAUGAGGCCAAAUAUGGGCAGGAACCUAUCCUCUACUUUGGAGGGCCCGGAUUUAAACCUCCCUAUUGCCCUUGA
Messenger RNA from Lotus japonicus, 1257 nucleotides. RefSeq lists its product as uncharacterized. The record is from RefSeq and is a predicted model, not a curated record. Lineage: Eukaryota; Viridiplantae; Streptophyta; Magnoliopsida; Fabales; Fabaceae. Bases 1 to 1257 code for a protein of 418 amino acids. The transcript is spliced from 7 exons.